UGACGCUAGUUUCCGGCGGGUUACUUAGAGCGCCGAACAGCUCUGGGCCAAAGGACCAUGAGAGGGCCGGAGCCGGGUCCCGAACCAACGAUGGAGGGAGACGUGCUGGACACACUGGAGGCGCUGGGGUAUAAAGGACCAUUGUUAGAAGAGCAAGCCCUUACAAAGGCAGCAGAGGGUGGAUUAUCUUCACCUGAAUUUUCAGAGCUCUGUAUUUGGUUAGGCUCUCAAAUAAAAUCAUUAUGCAACUUGGAAGAAAGUAUCACGUCUGCUGGAAGAGAUGAUCUAGAGAGCUUCCAGCUUGAGAUAAGUGGCUUUUUAAAAGAAAUGGCAUGUCCGUAUUCUGUACUCAUAUCAGGAGAUAUUAAAGAUCGUUUAAAAAAGAAGGAGGACUGUUUGAAACUUCUAUUAUUUUUAAGUACAGAACUUCAAGCUUCACAGAUACUACAGAACAAGAAACAUAGAAAUUCUCAAUUAGAUAAAAAUAGUGACAUUUAUCAGGAAGUUCAAGCUAUGUUUGAUACACUUGGUAUACCCAAGUCAACAACUUCUGACAUUCCACAUAUGCUAAACCAAGUGGAAUCAAAGGUGAAAGAUAUUCUCUCAAAGGUCCAGAAAAAUCAUGUGGGAAAACCACUGCUGAAAAUUGAUUUAAAUUCAGAACAGGCGGAACAACUUGAAAGAAUAAAUGAUGCUCUUUCCUGUGAAUAUGAGUGCCGCCGGCGAAUGUUAAUGAAACGAUUAGAUGUGACUGUACAGUCCUUUGGAUGGUCUGAUAGAGCAAAGGUAAAAACAGAUGAUAUAGCAAGAAUUUAUCAGCCUAAACGUUAUGCUUUGUCACCCAAGACAACAAUUACAAUGGCACAUCUACUUGCUGCUCGUGAAGAUCUAUCCAAGAUCAUUAGGACAAGUAGUGGCACCAGCCGGGAGAAGACCGCAUGUGCCAUCAAUAAGGUGCUGAUGGGAAGGGUGCCUGACAGGGGAGGCCGGCCGAAUGAAAUUGAACCACCACCCCCAGAAAUGCCCCCUUGGCAAAAGAGACAAGAAGGCGGCGGUGGAAGGGGUGGUUGGGGUGGUGGUGGUGGAGGUGGUGGUAGAGGAGGUGGUGGGGGUGGGGGUGGAAGAGGUGGCUGGGGGGGUGGAGGAGGUUGGGGAGGUGGUGGGGGAGGGGGAGGAGGGUGGGGGGGAGGAGGAGGAGGUGGUAGAGGAGGUUUCCAAGGCAGGGGAGAUUAUGGUGGAAGAGGGGGUUAUGGUGGAAGAGGGGGCUAUGGUGGAAGAGGCUAUGGAGAUCCAUAUGGAGGAGGAGGAGGAGGAGGUGGUGGUGGUGGUGGUGGUGGUGGUGGUGGUGGAUAUAGAAGAUACUAAAAACUACAAAAAUCAGAUAGCAGUGCUUGCUUCUUUAUAGAUACAUUAGACAUAGUGUUCUAAAUAACAUACUUGAAUAUCAUCUUUGAAGUAAACACCAUGUUAGACUCCCUGGUGAUAUCAUUCUUGAAUUGGUUAAUAUGUAAGAACAUUGUUUUUUACUGCCAGUUGAUCUCUCAAACGAAGUGAAGACUUUUUCCAUAUUCUAUGUACCCUUGAGCAUGUUGUGUCUUUUUAAAAAUCAAAAGAACAAAAAUUAUUUUUUAAAAUGUAAAUAAUACCAUCAAACUUGGAAAAUGGAAAGUAUUUUAUUGUCAUGAUUGAUUUUAGAUUGUUACCUGUAUUUUGUUCAGGUGUAGACAUAUACCCCACCUGUAAUGGAAAGGAAUAUAGACCCUUGCCUCACCUGUAUUGCUGUGGAUGUGUUUUGUGGGUUUUUCAUUUGAUUUUACAAAAUAGGGAAAGGCACUUCCAGUUGUAUUUAGUAGGCAGUUGUGAAUCAUUUUUAUCUCUUAUAGGAAGAGAUUCCUCUCUAGCCAUGUUUCUGUUAAAGUUUCAUUAAUUGAAGCCCAAGUUUUUUACUGUACAUACUUAUUUUCUAAUUGGAUUUGAAAUCUGCAUGAUUUUGUUUGACAAAGCAAAGUUUAAGAUUGAGGUCAGAAAUACUUUAAUGGAGCAAAGAUACAUACCAACUUCACAUGAUGGUGUGAGAAAUAGUCCUAUAAACUGGUAUCUUCAUCAUUUAUGCUCUCACUUUAGAUAUCCAAAUAUUAAAAGACAGGCUGACCUGUAUCACACAGAAUUAAGGCAGUAAUUUCCUGCUUCAGUAGAUCAAGGGUAGGGCUAAGGCAUCCCUUGGUAAUUCUGAUGCACAGCUAGAUUUGGGAAACACAAAGUUAGGGAAUGGCUAUAUGUGGUUUGCUAGUUGGAGCAGUCACCGUCUUAGCUCUCAAGAGUUGUGGAUUUGAAUCAUGGCACUAGGUCAGGGGUGCUAUGGAUUGCAGUGACCUUAGUUCUCAAGGAGUGAUUUGUCCUCAUUUGUCAAAUGAGGAAUGAGACACUUACCAUCAUCUCGGGUUGUUUCAUAAAGACCUAAGUACAAAUACAAUUUGUUAAAAACUUAUAGAGGGCCUAUUUGAAUGCCUUAAGAUGUAGGCCAAGUAAUGUAUUUUUCUCUUAGUGUAGAGAGUUAGAGAAAAAGAGCUGGUUCUGUAAAUUUUUUCAGUCUCAGUGUAAAAUCUGUAUCUCAUUGUAGGCUUCUGGUCAGUACCUGUGCAUAACAACUUAAUAUGAUCCAACCAACUCAACUGAUAGAAAGCUGAAUUGUUCCCAGUGGACAAGUGGUAUUUGAUGUUUAGCAGGUUUUUUUGUUGUUAUUUUUUUUGGUAAACUCUGGUACAAUCUAAAAUAAUGUUAAAACCUUAAAAGUAUUGAAUAUUCUGUAAUCUUAGACAUGUAUUUUUCAAGUUAACCCUUUGAAGAAAUGUGUUUAAGGUAGGAAAAUAUAAAAUUUUUUGGUUAUUU
Piliocolobus tephrosceles (Ugandan red Colobus) is the source of this 2889-nucleotide messenger RNA. It is a transcript of the gene TSLIG3B, whose product is annotated as family with sequence similarity 98 member B. The coding region runs from base 58 to 1365 and encodes 435 amino acids. The record is from RefSeq and is a predicted model, not a curated record. The transcript is spliced from 8 exons. Lineage: Eukaryota; Metazoa; Chordata; Mammalia; Primates; Cercopithecidae. Gene Ontology annotation, cellular component: tRNA-splicing ligase complex.